AUGCCGGCCGGCUAUCGCCAAAAAUGGGGGCCCGUUAAAGCGGGGUGGUUGCUCCGAAAUUUAUACAGCAGAUUGGAUGAUGGAGAAUAUCAAAAAUGGAAUCCUACAGAACAACAAUUAAUAAGAUAUGGAUUUAAACAAGUUAUACUUAAAAAGUUGGAAAAUGUUGAAAAUACUAAUAGAAAUUGGUUUGAUGAGACCAUAACAUUUUACUAUGCCAAUAUAUUUAUUAUUUAUAAUCAAGUGAGAUUUGGCCUACAGAAGGUUUUAACUCAAGAUCCAUCAAAUGGAAAUUACAUACUUGUAAUGAGAAAAUUAAAUGCAAAUUUAAGAGAAUAUUUACAACAUAAUCAUAGUAAACUUACAUGGGAAGAAAGAAUUAAAAUCGUUAAUGAGGUAACAAUAGCGCUUAGUAGGAUUCACAGUGAAAAUGCUAUUCAUAGAGAUUUACAUUCAGGAAAUAUUUUAUAUAAUCAAUAUAAAAAUUUUUGGCAUAUUAGUGAUCUUGGAUUUUGUGGACCUGCUGAUAAACCACUAAAAAGUAUAUAUGGAAAUCUUCCUUACAUAGCACCAGAAGUUAUUGCUGGAAAAGGAUAUACUUUUGCAUCUGAUAAUUAUAGUAUUGCAAUGAUAAUGUGGGAAAUUUCAUCUAAACUACCACCUUUUGCUAAUUAUGAAAAUGAUUAUAAUCUUGCAAUGGAUAUUGUUAAUGGUAUGAGACCAAAGAUUGUAUCAGGAACUCCUUUAAAAUAUAAAAAAUUAAUGGAACAAUGUUGGGAUGCUGAUCCAACAAAAAGACCUGAUAUUUUUACAAUUAGAGUUAAAAUAAGAGCAAUUAAUAAGUUAUGUUACCAAAAUACUAUACGAGAUGUACCAAAUGAUAAGAUUUAA
Molecule: messenger RNA, 891 nt
Organism: Rhizophagus irregularis DAOM 181602=DAOM 197198
Lineage: Eukaryota; Fungi; Glomeromycota; Glomeromycetes; Glomerales; Glomeraceae
Source: RefSeq, a predicted model, not a curated record